AUGGAUGAUUACAAAUUUGAUUCAAAAGAUGAACAUAAGGUCACGGCUUUGGAAGAUAAUUCAACUAAUAACAUAAAUUUUGUUUAUUCUUGGAUUGAAAAUGCACUCUUUAUCAUUGAAAAAACGCCAAGAGAUAAUAUAGAUAAUCUUAAUUGUGUGGAAUCUGCAUACAAAAGCUUAGAUUCAUCAUACAAAUUCAUUGAAUCUACUAAAAUUAGCAACUUUAUUGACGAAACUAUUCUAAAUCAGUUAUUUCAAGAUCUAAUUUCCGAAAAUAGCAUAAUUGCACAAGGAGCAUCAAUUCUUUUACGAUCCUAUGCUAAAGACCAAUCAAAGCUAUUACUUGAUUUCUCACAAAAUGAUGUAUUUCAGAAUCUGUUACAAAUUUUGAUAGACAAUCACAAUAAAACUAUAUUAGCAAAUAUUACCAGUGUUAUUAUCGAGUGUUUAUGCAGAAAGGCACUGAUUUCACAAGAAAUGAUACAAAAUUAUAAAGAUUUACUAUUUAAUUCAAUCAAAAGUUUAAUUACCAAUGCAUCAGACUAUAAUGAUUCAAACACAUCGAAUAUACUUUAUUUACGUGCAUUACUCCUUCUCUACACUUAUAUUAAAAAUUAUAAUAUUGAUGAAAGCAUUUGCGUUCAAUUACAUGCAUUACUUCAAGAGUUCAAUGAGAUAUGGAUUAAUUUAGAAAAUGAAGACGCAAUGAAAUUUUAUUUUUGGACUUAUUUUGAUUUAAUUCAUUCAAAUCAAGAAUUAGAGUUAAAUGAUCAAUUUUAUAGCAUAUUAAUCAAAUGGAUGAACAUAUAUAACUCAGAUUGCUUAAAUUUAGUUGUUUAUUUACUAAAUUUAAAUAAAUUUCCUCAAAUUGAUGAUACAGACUUUGCACUACAACAAUUAUGCAAGACAAAAGAUUCACAGCAAUUUCUAUUGUUAUUGGAUUUAGAAGAAGCUCUUUUUGAGCAAAAUCCUUUUAAUUUAGAUUAUUUUUUCAACAAAGAUCGAAGUUUCCCAGUUCUAAUUAACGGGAAUGCUGAAAUGCUAUCUUUUGCUUGUUUACAGCGACUUUCAUUAUUUUAUGCAAAUAUUUGCUUAAUGAGUGAAUAUACAGAACAACUUUUCAUAUCAGGAAGUUUUAAUAUCUUCAAGCGAACAUUUGAUCCUGACAGUAGUUAUUGUGAAUUGAUAAUUAAAGCAAUUCUAAAAUUUUUAUACAACGAAACCAUCAGAAAAUCUAUCCUGAGAGAUUUGGAAAAUGAUGCAUCACUAAUUGAAGAUAUCCAAACCUGUGCUGAAUCCGAAAACAAAGAAAUUUCCGAAAUUUCAGAAUUUUUCAUAAACGAGUAUGAAAGAAUUAAAGACGAAUCAUCUCAAUCAUAA
Trichomonas vaginalis G3 is the source of this 1380-nucleotide messenger RNA. RefSeq lists its product as uncharacterized. Bases 1 to 1380 code for a protein of 459 amino acids. The record is from RefSeq and is a predicted model, not a curated record. NCBI's taxonomy places the organism in Eukaryota, Parabasalia, Trichomonadida, Trichomonadidae. The transcript has a single exon.